Messenger RNA from Colletotrichum orchidophilum, 2184 nucleotides. RefSeq names its product LAS seventeen-binding protein. The transcript is spliced from 2 exons. Lineage: Eukaryota; Fungi; Ascomycota; Sordariomycetes; Glomerellales; Glomerellaceae. The record is from RefSeq and is a predicted model, not a curated record. Gene Ontology annotation, molecular function: phosphatidylinositol binding. Bases 1 to 2184 code for a protein of 727 amino acids.
AUGCAACGGGUUUCGAGCUUCCUCCCAUCCUGGGAAGUCAGGAGGAGGACCAGCAACGCGAGCAGCACAAGCAACGGACGAAGCAGUGUCGUCACUGCAAGCAGUAUCAAAUCCCCCCUCGACAAGGUCUUUCGCUGGUCCAGCAAGGCACCCGCGCCGCUCACCACCGCAGCCCUCGCCUCAGCUACGACUUCACGAAUCGGCCGGGAGGCCUUCUGGCCGGCUACGCUCGACGCCGAAUGCGAGCGAGCCGCUCGCAUUUUAAAGUCAUUCUGCUCCGACGGCUUCCUGGCACCUUUGGACGACCAGACGAGCAGCGACGCCAACGCCGAACCAAAAACCCCAGCACGAAUUUUCAAGAAGAUUCCCUCUCGCAUCCUACAAAAUGCAGCUGGCAUCGCCAUUUUCACCUGCAUGCGAUCCGGCCUGUGGAUGACCGGAUCAGGCGGUUCAGGGAUCCUCAUUGCUCGCAAAGCCGAUGGCACCUGGUCGCCACCUUCAGGCAUUCUUCUCCACACGCCUUCUCUAAGCUUCAUCAUGGGCAUUGACAUUUACGACUGUGUCCUGGUAAUAAACAACAUUGCCGCUCUAGAAGCACUAAUAACUAAACCGACCCUUACACUGGGCGAGGACAUUGGCCUUACCACUGGACCGCUGGUUCCGCUGGAAUCUACAGAAGUCGACAACAGAUGGAAGGACCUUGACAACACAGUUCUGACGUACAUGAAGGCGAGAGGGCAAACUCAGACCGUCAACAUGAACGGCUGUAUCUUGACAGAACGAGCAAACGAAAACGAGAGGUUCUACGGUGGCAAUGUAACAGCGAUGGACGUGGUUGCAGGCAAUGUGUCGAGGUACGUGGAAGAGACACGCCCUCUUUUCGAAGUCAUAAAAGAGGCAGAGGGAAGGAUCGACGCCGACCAGGCAAUUCUGAAAAAGCUGUCGGCAUUGCCAGCACCGGGAGACGCCAUGAUCGAAACGCCUCGGAGUUCGCCAGCAUCGCCCAAGACUCCUUUCGGCAUUCCCAGCACCGAGGACCCUGACCCUUUCGGUGUCUUGGCUCUGGAGAUGGCAGGGCUAGAGAUCCGAGAGGCUGGCACCCGCCUUCGACCUACGAGCAAUCAAUUCGAAUUCCACCCUGUUCCUUCUAGCCCGGGCUUUUCAAAGUUCAGGCAAAGUGGCGAAACCUUCACGACGAAGAGUAACCGAGGCAGCCUGAUGUCUACCAAAACCAGCCGCACCAAAAUGUCCGAGGCUUGGACACAUUCAAACCCGACAGGGACGCCAUACACCUCGCCAAGCCAGAGCCAGAGCCAGAGCGAAGAUGGCGCCUCCGUUAAUAGCCUCCCUGUUCUGAAGGAGCCCUUGGAGGAGGAGCCUGAGGAGGUUGACUACACCAAGAUUGACUUCACUCCGUUAAGGCAGAUCAGCGGAAGCCAUUCGAUUGAGGGAACCGUCAUGACUGACAGCGACGAUCACCUGCGCACCGAUGUCAGCACUGCGGAUGAUGCUGCCACCAAGGCGUCUAGCAUCUACACGAAGGACGAUGCAAGCAUCAUCACCAGGAACGACGACGAGAACGAGAAUGCUCAGAGUGAUGAGCCAGCCGCUGACGCCGACGAUGAGGAGGACGAGGAAGACGACGACGAAGAGCCCAUCAUCUUCGAGGUUGCAGCCGUACAGCCCGCUGCGCGCACCGUCGUCAUGGCUGCUCCUAUCCACGCCAAGGGCGCUUUGGUUACCAUUCCCAAGAGGAUUCCCCCGCCUCUGCCCGCAAGAAGCCCCAUGAGAACUUCCCGUGCCAGCAAAAGUGAUAUUGGAGACGUCAGCCAUCUUCACAGCCCUCUUCAGUCCUCUUUCACUCUUUCGCCGAGACAAUCCAUCGAUGCAUGCUCUAUCCGAAGCGGAUUGGACAACAUUCCUUCGAUUCACGAGACGGCGCCGGAUGUUUCCGACGAUGAUGAGAGGAAGAAAAUCGACUCUAUUGUGACUGAGGGGCCACGAGUGGACGAUCUAUCUACCCCUGAGACCCCUAGGAUCCAGGAACCCGAGCAAGCGACGCCCAUGGCACCUGGAGCCUUUCCGGAUGACGGAGACUUCUUGAACCCCUUGGGUUCAUCCCUGAGAGAAACUACGAACUUUGAGUCGAGACACACCACUCCCCAAACAGUCAAUGUCGCAUGA